CCACCCUACCUCGUUUAUUGCAAGUUGAUUGCAGCAGACAGGCUUUGUUUAACUGCAGCCGGCUUCCGAUUGCACACCUUGAUUUUUAAGAGUCACCAUGUCUACUGGGUAAUUGGAGCGAUUAUUGGACUAAUUUCACUGUGACUUUAGUUCCAUCUAUUAGAAGCGGGUCUUAUUUCGAGUAUGGAGUAUUAGCUAAGAAAAGGUGCAAUAGGUUAGCCUAUUUUAGCCAGUGAUUCUAGAUGACUAAACUCAACUGCAUGGCGAAGGAAGUAGUUCUAGACCAGCGACUGAGACGGUCCAGGUGUGGACUCAAAUCUUGUGCGUCUGUGGAAACAGCAGCUCGCUGACAGUUACUCUCUUGUGGACAGAUCUAUGUAAACCUAACUGGUACCAUAGAACUGUAAUUAAGCAGCUGGCCAAUUACGCAAGCCUUUAGUUCUGGUUAAUCGAAAUGAGCUGACAGUCAGAAGUUCUAUGAACCAGAGGCAGGAGGAUCAGGCCAGGGGGAGUGCUGGGCAGGAUAAGGUACACAUGGCAGUGGUAGGUAAAAAUGACUUUGCAGUUCUCAACACCGGGAGGAAAAUGCCUCUCCUCGGUCUAGGAACAUGGAAGAGCGAACCUGGCAAGGUAAAACAGGCAGUGGUGUGGGCUUUGCAGGCUGGUUACCGUCACAUCGACUGUGCUCCCAUCUAUGGCAACGAGGUGGAGAUUGGCGAGGCUCUGCAGGAGACACUUGGCCCUGACAAAGCCCUGAGGCGAGAGGAUGUGUUUAUCACCUCUAAGCUGUGGAACACACAGCAUCACCCAGAGGAUGUUGAGCCCGCUCUGCUGAAGACACUGAAGGAGCUGAGGCUGGAGUACCUGGAUCUCUACCUCAUCCACUGGCCCUAUGCUUUCCAACAAGGUGACGCUCCUUUCCCUAAGUCAGAGGACGGCACCCUGCUGUAUGACGACAUCGACUACAAGCUGACUUGGGCUGCCAUGGAGAAGCUGGUGGGAAAGGGCAUGAUCAGGGCUAUCGGCCUGUCCAACUUCAACAGCAGACAGAUAGACGACGUGCUGUCUGUAGCCAACAUCAAACCCACUGUGCUCCAGGUGGAAAGCCAUCCGUAUCUGGCUCAGGUGUUGUUGCUGCAACACUGCCGGGACAGGGGCCUGGUGAUGACAGCGUACAGCCCACUGGGGUCACCGGAUCGGGCAUGGAAGCAUCCUGACGAGCCCGUCCUCCUGGAUGAACCAGCCAUCGGCACCUUGGCCAAGAAGUACAACAAGUCCCCAGCACAAAUUAUCAUUAGAUGGCAGACGCAGCGAGGAGUGGUGACGAUCCCUAAAAGUGUGACAGAGGCUCGGAUCAAAGAGAAUAUCCAGGUGUUUGACUUUACCCUUGCAGCAGAAGAGAUGACGUGUAUAACAUCAUUGAACAAAGGCUGGCGCUACAUUGUACCAACCAUCACAGUUGAUGGGAAGCCCGUCCCCAGGGAUGCAGGACAUCCACACUACCCCUUUAUUGACCCCUACUGAGUAAAUCCCCAACUGCUGCCCACUUGUGCCUUGGGAACCCCCUCCCCUUCCUCAACCCCAUCCUAGGCUGUGUCCCAAUUCAAUUAAAUAGCUUCAUUUUGUCAUAAUCCUCCUGAGUGACAACUGAUUUGAGAAGUGUUUUUUUUAGGGGAAAGAAGGUUGGUAGAAAAAGUCCAGCUCCUGUCAGAUCAGUCGUCAUGGUGGUGGGGUGGCGGGGAAAGAGUGCUUUAGAGUGUAUUAGGACAUAGCAUCUGUGUUCUUCGUAAUAAAAAUGUUUUGUUACUGCCCUUGAA
Molecule: messenger RNA, 1817 nt
Organism: Oncorhynchus nerka (sockeye salmon)
Lineage: Eukaryota; Metazoa; Chordata; Actinopteri; Salmoniformes; Salmonidae
Gene: akr1a1b
Product: aldo-keto reductase family 1, member A1b (aldehyde reductase)
Exons: 9
Coding region: 478-1524 (348 amino acids)
Biological process (GO): aldehyde catabolic process
Cellular component (GO): cytosol
Molecular function (GO): aldose reductase (NADPH) activity
Source: RefSeq, a predicted model, not a curated record